This is a messenger RNA of Falco peregrinus (peregrine falcon), 1984 nucleotides long. Its product is annotated as inositol 1,4,5-triphosphate receptor associated 2-like. The record is from RefSeq and is a predicted model, not a curated record. Lineage: Eukaryota; Metazoa; Chordata; Aves; Falconiformes; Falconidae. Gene Ontology annotation, cellular component: endoplasmic reticulum membrane. The transcript has 13 exons. Bases 219 to 1562 code for a protein of 447 amino acids.
ACCAUGCUCUCCGCCAUCUGAGCUGCAAGUUCAGCUCAGCUUCAGGAGGAGCCCUGGGAAGGGGUCGUCGCAGUAGGCUGCUGCAGCGCCGGUGGGCCCUUGCUGGAAGGAGACAGGAGGGGCAAAGCCAGAGCCCGCAGCCCCUUGCUGCCGCUCACCUCUCUGGGCUGGAGAUCUCUCGGCAGGGCCUCCUUCAUCCCUGCUGAACAGAUGCCUCCAUGCUAAGUAGAGGAGCUCGGAGCUCCUUCUGGGUGUGCUGGUCCUGGAGCCUCCGCGCUUUGCAAAUGAUGCCGCUCGAAGGGACCUCGCUGGGAGAGGGGGAAGAGGAGGCACAGGGACUCACCCAGGGGUGCCGGCGGCGGCAGCGGCAGAGGACAAGCUGCCGCCCCAGCCCCUCACCUCGGAGGGAGCAGCGGGCAGAGCUGGCCAGGCUCCUGCCGUCUCCGGAUGAAGGGAGGAUGAGCAGUCCCCAGGGACACCCAGAUGGGGUUUUGGCCAGGAGUGAGAAGAGCAUGGAGUGCGUCGGCAAGGUGCCAGGCACGGACAGACAGGAGCUGGCUGUGCGCACCCGGGACAGCGAUGGGACCAAGGAAGGUGCCAAAACCCCGGAGGAGCCGCUGCCGAGUUUCCCCAGUGAGCUCUCGGUGCUGGACAGACUAGGCUUGCACAGGGUGGCUUUGACAGAGCAGGAUGUAGAGGCAGCCUUUGCCCACCUCGCCCUGGCUUUUCGCUGUGACGUGUUCACCCUGCAGCAACGGGUGCAGGUGGAGAAACGGGCACGGGAUGCAGCAGAGGAAAACAUCCAGGAGGAGCUGGGGCAGUGCCGGGCUGCCCUGGAGAGGCUGGGCCCAUCUUGCACUGAUGCAGGCUGCAAGGAGACGCUGGAGCAGCUGCAGCGCAGCCUGGCUGUGUUGGCAGCCGCUGUCGAGCGGGCAACCAGCGCGGCAGAGAAGCUGGGGGCUGUACAUCAGGAGGCCCGGAUGAGCCGAGCAGCGGAGGUUAUGGUCCAGCACGUGGAGAACCUGAAGCGGCACCACAUGCGGGAGCACGCGGAGCUGGAGGAGAUGAAGCGCCUGAUCCAGCAAAACUCCCGCAAUCGGCAGCUGGCGGAGACCCAGGAUGACACGGAGCCACGGCUGAGGCCUCACCCCUUGAUGCGAACUUUCCAGCAGAUCCAAAGGGUCCCCAGCGGAGCUGUGGCGGCCGUGGCUCUUCCUCCCGCAGCACUACUGGGUUUUCUUCUGGCUGUUUCUCCUGAGCAUCGCCUUCCUCCUUCUUAUCCGUGUCCUGGAGCUGCAGCGGCUGCAGCCUGCAGCAUCAUCCAAGGCCUAGCCGGAGCGGGAAGGGGGAGGCAGCUGGGAGGCACCCACUCUCCGUUGCUGCUCCUUCCCUGCACCGUAAAACACCAAAACCCUAGAAUAAUAAAAUUGGAGGAAAAAUGGGGGAAUUGUGAUGCUGGAGAGCAGGGGGAACAUCCUGUGGUGGGACCUAAAGUUUGGUUUGCACCUCCUUACAGGUGUGAAGGGCUCCGGGAGCUGCAGCAGCCCUCAUCAGUGCUAUGAGUUUGCCUGUUCUCCGGGCACGCAGAGGGGUGCAGGGAUGCCACCGCAUGUCCCCCUGUGCCGAGGACAGAGACUGGGCUGUCCGCGGCCGGUGGGUCUGUGUUAGAGCCGUGUCCCACUGUGCUGGCCAGGUGCCCUCCACCACGGCACAUCCUCGUCCCUGCUGCCUGGGGAGCUGUAAUUAAGAUCUAAUGCUCAUUUGCUGCUUCCCCCGGGGGACGAAGCUGGGGCUGGAAGGAGCAGGUCAGCGUUCAGACUUUCCCAUGGCACCACAAAGGGCUCACAAACAGAGCGAGCUGUUCCUGACUGCUCUGGCGCCUGGGAAAAUUGCCUGGUUUGACGCAGACACCCGGUUUCCGCGUCCGCCCCGGCCUCUGGUGGCCCCAAAACAUGGGUGGGCUCCCUUGCACCCACACCCAGCA